CUGACAAAGGACAGAAUGUUCCUGAAGAUGCCUCUGCUUCUGAGGCUCAUUGUGCUGGGUGCUCAUGUCUGGACCAUUAAAAAAGAAUUUGUAGACAUUAGUAUGCACCAUGGUUAUUUUGUGGCAUCUGUGGAGUUUGCUUUGGCUCUGUUCAAUGAAGACAACAGUAAAGAGCACUCAUACAGGUUGCUGGGUGGGCCCAGCAAAAGCCAGCCCUGGACACCUGGAGGUCAUAGGAGCUCCUUGGGCACAGGUGUUUCACUUGCUCUCCCUGUGCCUGUGCCCUGUCCUAGCUCAGGGUCUGGUGACCAUGCAAGUGGGGUUGGGGGUGCAUGGAGGUGGACAAUAAUAUUUUUAAUGGAGCUGAAGUUGCACCACACAAUUUGUAAAAAGUAGGAUGAAGACAUAAACAACUGCCCCUUGCAAGAAGGUCCAGGAGAGAAAAAGGUAGACUGCACCUUUGUUGUGGAUGCCAGACCAUGUCUUUCCCAGUUCUCCCUCCUGAACAGCACCUGUGUGCAGAAAUAGGCUGGGAAGGGGUCCCUGGCUCCUCAUACAAAAGAUCCUUUUCCUCCAGAGAGCAACAGUCUGUAUGUAGUCCCAGGUCUGUUCAGCACCAGGAGAAUUAAAGGCAUCUCAGAGCACUUUUUAGG
Messenger RNA from Acinonyx jubatus (cheetah), 653 nucleotides. RefSeq names its product probable cystatin-16. NCBI's taxonomy places the organism in Eukaryota, Metazoa, Chordata, Mammalia, Carnivora, Felidae. The record is from RefSeq and is a predicted model, not a curated record. The transcript is spliced from 4 exons.